Trichomycterus rosablanca is the source of this 3746-nucleotide messenger RNA. RefSeq names its product class II, major histocompatibility complex, transactivator (gene ciita). Gene Ontology annotation, biological process: positive regulation of MHC class I biosynthetic process; positive regulation of MHC class II biosynthetic process; positive regulation of transcription by RNA polymerase II. The coding region runs from base 1 to 3477 and encodes 1158 amino acids. Gene Ontology annotation, molecular function: ATP binding; protein binding. The transcript has 20 exons. Lineage: Eukaryota; Metazoa; Chordata; Actinopteri; Siluriformes; Trichomycteridae. The record is from RefSeq and is a predicted model, not a curated record.
AUGGUUCCUUUCCAAGAGGUUCUCGCUGAAGUGAGGAGGUUUUUACAAGAGGCGAACCCAGACCUGCUUCUGUCACUUUUCAACCAGCUUUUGGAGGCUCGGAUCUUUUCAGAGCAGUACUACCAGUCCCUGUUCGACCAUGUCGAAGGGAAUCCUGAAGAUGAAAGCCUGGGUGAUCUGGAUGACUUGGCCAGGAGGCUUGCUCUGCCAGUUUGGCAGAACUGGGAUACCAGCAAGGGGAUCCUGUUCUCAGCGUUUAUGGAGAAGGAGCCAGACUUCAGUGAUUUUUAUACAGAACCAGAGGACUUCUCAGUUGAUGGAGAUCUUUGGGGGACUAUAGACAAUAACCUGUUGGAUUGCUUAGGCUUUAGCUCAGGCUUUGAUCCCGAGACAUAUCUCGAUUCCAGUUUCUGUGAUGAUGUGUUCGAUACCCUACCUGAUGGAUCAGAAGAAAAAUCCAUAUUUGCGUUUGAAGAAGAAAACCCAGCUGUACGUAAAAGUCAAACCAGAAAGAGACGAGGUAAGUGCUGUGAAACUGCAUCUAAAAGAGGGCCGCGUCCUAAACGAAAUCGAAAAGCCCCGUCUAGCAAACCCCCCUCUGACGUCAUCAUGGCUACGCUGGACGGGAUUUUCCAGAUCAGCGUGCCUGCUAGUGAACCGCCUGUGGUCCAGACUCUCACCAUAUCCACCGCCUCACUGAUGCCAUCUGGUGCACCGACGAUGCAGAUCAUACAGACCAUUAAUCAUCUCUCUCCUCCUGUGAUUAACAGUAUCCUGCCUGUAGGACCCACGUAUGUGCUGGUUUCACCUCAGUCCCUGACACCAGUGCCGCAGAUUGCACCUCCGUCACCAGCUAAUGCUGCUGUGGCUCCUCUAGAGCUCAGCACGUCCACGUACCCCGUGAGUUCCUCAUCAGAAAGUGCAAGCCAACGACAUUCUCCAUCCCCUCCUACGACUGUCACUGUUGUUUCGCCCUCAAAGGACAAAACAACAUCGAAGGAAUUUUCUCCCACAAGCCGUCAAACCAAGACGACCCCGGUGAUCCCAAAACACGUGGAGGACUACAUUCAGGGUCUGAAGUCACACCUGAGAGAAACGUGCAGCCGGAUGGACGGCGGCAGGAGCAUGGAAACUCACUACGUGGACACACAGCUGGUCAGGAGAAUGCUCAUUAUCAGGACGGGCAAGAACGCCAACAAGUGUCUGGAGAAGGAGUUAGUGGUGCUGAGCAACUCCGAGAGAAAGAAAUCGACAGUCCAGCGGAAUCAUGUUUUCCAAAACUCUGGGAGCAAUAGCAAACAUUUAAUCACCGUCCUUGGGAAGGCCGGGAUGGGAAAGAGCGUAUUUAUCCAGCGUCUGACCUUGGACUGGUCAUCCGACGACCUUCCGCAAUUCCAGUUUGUCUUUUUACUAAAUUGCAAAGUCCUGAAUCUUACUCAGCCGAACUACAGUCUGAAGACUUUGCUGUUUGAGUCCUCUGCAUGCCCCCCCUGUAGGAAUGAGAAUUCGUCGGCGGUUUUCCAACACGUCCGCGCCUCUCCGGAGAAGGUACUGAUCGUCUUCGACAGCUUCGACGACAUGAAAGACCUCGAAGGUCUCCUUCAGUCCCCGGCUACCUCGGAAAUGAGCCAGAACUACAGCGUCAGGCAGCUGUUUUCUGGUCUGUUUCAGAAGAAGAUCCUAUCGGGGUGCACCCUCCUGAUCGCCUCCAGACCCAAAGACGUCCUGAACCAGCUCCUGCGCAAAGUGGACAGCAUCUUGGAAGUGUCCGGGUUCUCCUCAAAAGACAUAGAACUGUACACAGCCAAAUAUUUUGCAGAUUCUUCCCAGCAGGACAAGGCGCCGAGAAAAAUCAAGAGCCAAAAGUACAUUUUCAGCUUGUGUUCGAAUCCCUUACUUUGCCAGGUUACGUGCUCUCUGGUGGAGCAUCACGACAGCAACUUAAACGCUUUGCCAUCGUCGCUUACGGAUUUAUUCCAGCAAGUGCUCAGCCAGAAUCUGGAGCUGAACAAUGACAUUGAGAAAUCUAAACCGGACCUGACGCAGCUCUGUAAUGUAGCAUGGGAAGGAAUUAAGACUCACAGCACGCUUUUUAAACACAAUCAAACCAUCUCCAAGGACUUGCUGGACUAUGGACUUGACUCUGGAAUUUUAAUGACCCAUGCAGGGCAAAAUUCAGACAAAAUCAAGGACACUCACUAUGCCAAUCUCUUCAUGCAGAACUUUCUAGGUGCCCUGUGUUUGGUAAAUUCUAAUGAACUAAACGAUAAAACGCUUUUAUCCCAAACGGUGCUCCACCAACGGAAGCGAAAGUCUCAGGGAGAAUGGCAGGACGUGCUGCAGCGCUUCGUUAUUGGAUUACUGUUUCAGAAAAACGCCGUCCCCUGCUGUCGGAUUUUGCACACCGCUACCGAUUUACAGGCGAAGAGAAAAGCCGUAGAGGUCCAGCUGGAGAACCUGAAACCAGGUACUCUGAGCUCCAGCAGGUUAUUAGAAGUCUUUCACUGUGUGUACGAGGCCAGAAAUGUCAAGCUGGCCAAACUUCUGGUCAAGAACCUUACUGACGAUUUGUCCUUUUCUGGAGCUCAACUCUCUCCGGUGGACGCUUACGUCGUUUGGCACAUCCUUAAGUGCACCAAAGGACUCAAACGAGCUCUCAGCAUCGACCUGCGGGACACGUGUGUUCCUCUCACUGGUCUUAAAGACCUGGUCGCACUGGACUGUGUCAAGUCAUUUCGGGCACCCACGAUGGACACGAUUAACCUGUGGGAGGAUUUGCAAAGCAGCGACGACAAAUUAACUUUAAAACGUGCCAUCGAAAAAUUCACCAUAGACCCAAUCAAGGUGUCGCAAGUGUGUCACGUGGAAGACCUGGGUGUACUCGUCCAAAUCCACAAGGAGAAGAAGCUGCCGUCAUGUGAGGCUGAUCCUGCUCUGGAGGGUGGCAUCCCAGCGGUGAGAAAUCUUCACAAGCUGGAAUACGAGCUCGGCCAGCAGAACGGACCCGAGGCUUUCCUCAAGCUGGUCGGGAUCUUACCCGCCCUGGAGUCUCUGCAGUACCUGGAUAUUGAGAAAAACAAAAUUGGUGAUGCUGGAGCUACAAAGCUAGCUGGCGUGCUGAAAUCUUUAUCCUCUUUAAAGAUGCUGAAUCUUUCUCAGAACUGCAUUGGAGACGCCGGCGUGGAGAACCUGGCUGAGGCGAUGGCCUUCACCUCGUCACUACAGAACCUCAGCCUGUAUGGAAAUCUGAUAGCUGAUAGAGGAGCUGAAAGCUUGGCCUCAGUUCUACCGCUCAUGAAGUCUCUGCUGGAUUUGGAUGUAAAGUAUAACAAGUUUACAGACGCUGGGGCAGAAAAGCUCACCGCUGCACUAAAAAGCUCUCCGUGGAUGAAGUCUCUUGACAUGUGGAACGACUGUAUUCCAUACGGGGUUUUUGAGCAUCUUCAGCUUCAAGAUUCCAGGAUCAAAGCUUUAUAAAUCACCUCUUCUAAAAGUCAAAGUGCUGCUACUAACAUGCUGUUCUGCAAACACACACAGGUCACUAAAUGCUAUUUGGUAUGGUACUGCUGCCUAGCGACAAAAUCCCUGACGACAAAAAAAAAAAAAAAACACUAAAUAUUUAUGGUGCGUUAUUCCCGAGUUGCAAUAUUUCUUUUAUCUUCUGUACAAUGAAGUACAACUUUAUUUUAUAACUGGUAUUGAUUUGCACUGUGAUGCUUGUUUCUUUGGUUUUGCACUGGAGCUCU